This is a messenger RNA of Nanorana parkeri, 1901 nucleotides long. RefSeq names its product NGFI-A binding protein 2 (gene NAB2). The transcript is spliced from 7 exons. The record is from RefSeq and is a predicted model, not a curated record. Bases 277 to 1734 code for a protein of 485 amino acids. Gene Ontology annotation, cellular component: nucleus. Gene Ontology annotation, molecular function: transcription factor binding; transcription coregulator activity. Lineage: Eukaryota; Metazoa; Chordata; Amphibia; Anura; Dicroglossidae. Gene Ontology annotation, biological process: negative regulation of DNA-templated transcription.
CUCAGGCAAGGGGGAACCCAGAGAAAAUUAGCAAGUGAGCCAGACAGAGCGGCAGAGGGACAUGAGACAAGCAGAUAGAUAGAUGCAGCUAUAAGGAGACAGAGGCAGGGAUAGCUGGGGCAGCCACUAUGCAAGAGGCUCACUUAUAGACCAGGACCAGGAGAUAAGAAAGAAUACAGUUUCAUAGCAACUGCAUCAUCAGGAGUUUUGAACUCUGACAGUUUUUACUGCAGGCUUCAGUGGAUACUGUCCAUAUCAUACAAAAUACCCCCCUACAUGGCGGAAAGGGCUGGCAGAUCAGAGGACUUGAAGCGGGCAUCCAAAGCAAGAAUCUGCGCAGACACAUCUUCACUUCCUCGUACCCUGGGUGAGUUGCAGCUGUAUCGUGUCCUGCAGAGAGCCAACUUACUGGGCUACUAUGACACCUUCAUCCAGCAGGGUGGCGAUGAUGUGCAACAGCUAUGUGAAGCAGGAGAAGAUGAGUUCUUGGAGAUCAUGUCUUUGGUUGGCAUGGCAACAAAGCCUCUCCAUGUUCGAAGAUUACAGAAAGCCUUAAGAGACUGGGCUACUAAUCCAGGACUGUUUAACCAGCCACCUUUGGGAAAUGUCCCUCUGAGCACCAGCAUACCUUUAUUCAAGAUAUCUGAAACCACGGGGAGGGUUGGGAGACAAUGUAAUGGAGUCAUUGGUCAUUCUGAAAGCCUAAACAAGACCAUUGCAAGUUUUGGUGUUCCAGAGCAGUUGGAGCAGCAUGAGAAGAGAUCACCUAUAGAACUGGACUGCAGAACUUGGACAGUGCAGGUUUCUCCAGAUCAAAAUGAAGCAGAUGACGAUGAUGUGGAUGAUGAUGAUGAUGGGAGAGGAAUGCAGUAUGGCACAGGAGGUGAAAGGUUAGACCCUGACAUGGUACAGGUGAUAUCUGACAGUGUGGAGAGGCUGAUGAAAGGCUUGCCUCGUGGUGAUAUAGCUGAGGCACGAUCCAUGCUUAAAAUAAAUAAAAAACUGGGGCGGUCAUUGGGCCAUAUCUUUCACAUGGCGGAUGGAGGGCCCAGGAAGGAGAGGGAGAUUAGAAGGCACAGUGCUAUAUAUGGAAGGAGUGACUCCAAGAGACGUGAAGGAAAGAGACUCACACUGCAUGAGCUGACAAUAAAUGAAGCAGCCGCUCAGUGCUGUAUAAGGGAUAAUACCUUGCUCCUGCGGAGGGUGGAGUUAUUCUCUCUUGCCAGGCAGGCUGCUCGGGAGAGCUCUUACUUAGCAUCUUUGAAAUGCUCCAGGUUAACUCCUGAGGAAAUGGGUGCACCACAAGCAAAACAGCUUAAGCAAGAGGUUGUGGAGGUGUCAUUGCAAGGGGAAACAGAGGGGGUAAAUACAUUGGUGCGGCAUAGCUUGGAAGAAGACAGUGGCAGCAUUUCAGGGGAAAGCAUGGAUGGUCAUUUGCAAGCUGUGACAGUAAGAAUACCAUCAUCACCUGGAGUUCCCCCUACAGACCUAUCAAUUGCUCUCCCACACCCAUCUCCAUGGAGUAGACAGCUACUGCAACAGACACUAAUGGAUGAAGGGUUACGACUGGCCAGACUGGUGUCACGUGACAGGUUGGGCCGCAUCAGCCUGUGUGUGCCUGGGACGCCUCAUAUCUCAGAGUGUGAGAAUGGUGGAUCGGAAAGCUGUUCAAGUCUGCCAGUUUCUCCACAGAUCACGGACCUCCGAAAUGGGAGCUGCAAGGAGCAAGAGUAAGACGAAGGCAUAGCGGUCUAAAGUCCAUUCAAGGCUAAUAAUUACCUUUGUUCACCCAUCCAAAGCCAUUGAGGACACUGAGCCAUCACAAAAUGAAGUGUAACCACUAUCUAUAGGCAACUACUAUUCAUAGUGUCCUAGGUAUAUAUAGCAUUUUCGGUCAUGGC